ACAUGUGGGUGUGUGUGUGUGUGUGUGUGUGGAGGCUGGACUUUGUUCUCAGCUAUUUCUAGUGUAUGAGUUUAUCACUGACACAAUCAUUUUCAGAAGGAAAAGCCUCCUCUGAAGCUGUGCAGCUGCUAUGUGAGGCCAUUAAUGUUAAAAUAUUAUUAUAAUAUAUAAAUAAUAAUAAUAUUUUUUUCUUAUUUCUUUCAAAGGUAGAGGCUCAGUGGAGGUCUUUUUCUUUUUGAGAGGCAGCCAUGAUCAGUCGUAACUUUAAGAAUGUGUUGGUGGUCUCUGUCGGUUUUCUGUUUCUGUUCACGGCUUACGGAGGCCUGCAGAGUUUACAGAGCAGUCUGAAUGCAGAGCAGGGGAUGGGUGUGGCGUCUCUCAGCGUCAUCUACGCCUCCAUCAUCGUCUCCUCCAUGUUCCUGCCUCCCAUCAUGAUCAAAAAUCUGGGCUGUAAAUGGACCAUUGUUGUUGGCAUGGCCUGCUACGUGUCCUACUCCUUUGGAAACCUCUACCCUGGAUGGUACACCCUCAUUCCAACCUCAGUGAUCCUGGGUUUGGGUGGCUCUCCUCUGUGGUCGGCUAAAUGCACCUACCUGACCAUCUCCGGUAAUACGCAGGCGGCCAGGGAGGGCAAAAAGGGCUCUGAUGUCAUCAACCAAUACUUUGGCAUCUUCUUUUUCAUCUUUCAGUCAUCUGCUGUUUGGGGAAACCUCAUGUCGUCGCUCAUCUUUGGACAGGACACCAACGUAGCUAACAUCACAGCCGAGCAGCUGCAGUCCUGUGGAGUGGCUGAUUGCGGCCUCAAUAUCAGCGUCAACAGCACCACCACCAGACCUGCUCAGCAACUAGUGUGGACACUCGUUGGAUGCUACAUUGGAGUGGGUGUGCUGGCCAUGCUCAUUUUGAUAGUGUUUCUGGACAACAUCGACCAGGAGCAGGCCAGCCAGUUUCGUGAGAACCGGGAGCCGUUUUGCCACACCUUCCUGGCCACGUUCAGACUGCUGAAGGACUGGAGGCUGGUGACCCUCAUCCCUCUCACCAUGUACAGCGGCUUUGAACAGAGCUUCCUCUCUGGGGAGUUCACCAAGAACUAUGUGACGUGUGCUUUGGGAAUCCAUUUUGUUGGCUUUGCGAUGAUGUGUUUUGGAGCCUCUAAUUCUCUUUGCUCCUUUGUCUUUGGGAGACUCGCUCGGUACACUGGGAGGGCCACACUCUUCUUCCUGGCUGCACUGGCCAACUUUUCCUGUAUCAUUGCUCUCUUGUUCUGGAGGCCUCAUCCUGACCAGCUAGCUGUCUUCUUUGUAUUUCCCGCUCUGUGGGGUAUGGCAGACGCUAUCUGGCAAACUCAGACCAAUGCUCUUUAUGGCGUCCUUUUCCCCCGGGACAAAGAGGCAGCAUUUGCCAACUACCGUAUGUGGGAGUCACUCGGUUUCGUUAUCGCCUUUGCCUACAGCACCUUCUUAUGCCUGGAGUAUAAACUGUACAUCCUGCUGGCUGUUCUGCUGGUGACCGUUGUCACUUACCCCAUAGUGGAGUACUACGAACACAAGAAUCCCACACCGCCUGUUGAGGAGGGGACCUACCUAAGUCACAAGGAAAUCUUUAAAACAGAUGAGAACAAGAUCAUUUGCCAGACAGAGAUGUAGAGACCGAAUUUCAAGUGUUUUAAUUUUAAUAAUUUUUUUUUUUAGUCCUGCUCUCACAGCAAAUCAGGUGACAAGGAAAAUUAUCACCACGCUCAACGCUGGAACUAUAAUACUGCAUAUUUGACUUGAUGAUGAGUCUGUAGCUUUUUUUGGGUGAAAUAUUUUGUAUUGUCAUUUAUCCCUGUGAAGCUUAAAAUGCAAGUAUACAAGUAAGUAUACAGAUUAUGGGCGAGGAAAACUAGGACCUCACAAUUGCAAGUAAAUGUGUUGUUUGUCGUGUCGUUUGCCUUUUUACAGUGUUGAAGGGCUGUUGUAUCUGGAUGUGUCCAAUUAUCACACCAACAUCUUUUCUACUACAAAGCAGUGUUGAUUCCCAUUUUUAUAAAUGUUACUCUACCGUAACUACACAUCUAACUGAAAUGAUAUACUGUAAAGUUUAAGAGCUGAAAACUGCAAAGUACAAAAUAAAUGUUUUAAUAUUGUAA
This is a messenger RNA of Siniperca chuatsi (mandarin fish), 2131 nucleotides long. RefSeq names its product unc-93 homolog A (gene unc93a). The record is from RefSeq and is a predicted model, not a curated record. NCBI's taxonomy places the organism in Eukaryota, Metazoa, Chordata, Actinopteri, Centrarchiformes, Sinipercidae. Bases 249 to 1646 code for a protein of 465 amino acids. The transcript has 8 exons.